ACAGCAGCCCACCGUGGGGGUCUCUGCCCAGCGCUGAGAGCACGAAGAAUGGCUCCCAGUACCACCCUCAUGAUCCACAUGGAGGAGAAACUGCUGCCAAAAGAAAAGAAUAAACUGAGGAAGCCGGUGGUGGAGAAAAUGCGCCGCGACCGGAUUAACAGCAGCAUCGAGCAGCUGAAACUGCUCCUGGAGAAGGAGUUCCAGAGGCACCAGCCCAACUCCAAGCUGGAGAAAGCCGACAUCCUGGAAGUGGCUGUCAGCUACCUGAAGCAGCAGAGCCAGCUGCAGGGCCAAGCGUUCAUUCACAAGAGCCUAGAGCAGGACUUUAACAGUGGAUACCUGCGGUGCCUCAAGGAAGCUAUGCAUUUUCUGUCUUACUACGAACCCAAGAAGGAAACCCAGGUGCAGCUACUCAAGCAUUUCUGCAAGGCUCAGCUGGGUGCAGAUGUCCUGUACUCGCUGGCUCUGCGUAGUCCACCUCUGUCACCCUGUCUGUUAGCCAGGAAGCAACCUGCCCAGAAGACCACAGCUGCUGCUCCUACCAUCUGGAGACCCUGGUAG
Opisthocomus hoazin is the source of this 561-nucleotide messenger RNA. NCBI's taxonomy places the organism in Eukaryota, Metazoa, Chordata, Aves, Opisthocomiformes, Opisthocomidae. The record is from RefSeq and is a predicted model, not a curated record.